GUUUCCUUAAAAACCCUACCUUUCAGGAGUCGCUCAACAGAGGAUUUCUCUCAAUUUUCAUCCCAAUUUCUUGCAAACAUGGGCAUAAAGGGUUUAACGAAGCUUUUAGCGGAUAAUGCUCCGAAGGCGAUGAAAGAACAUAAAUUCGAAAGCUUCUUCGGCCGCAAAAUCGCCAUUGACGCCAGCAUGAGCAUUUAUCAGUUCCUUAUUGUCGUUGGGCGAAGCGGCACUGAAAUGCUUACUAAUGAAGCUGGAGAAGUUACUAGUCAUUUGGUAGGAAUGUUCACGCGGACAAUUAGGCUUUUGGAAGCUGGAAUUAAGCCAGUCUAUGUGUUCGAUGGUAAGCCACCAGAUUUGAAGAAACAAGAGCUUGCUAAACGUUUUUCUAAGAGGGCAGAUGCAACGGAGGAUCUAGAUGAGGCUGUGGAGACUGGCAACAAGGAAGACAUUGAGAAAUUCAGUAAGAGGACAGUAAAGGUUACAAAACAACAUAAUGAGGACUGCAGGAAACUCCUUAGACUUAUGGGAGUACCUGUGAUUGAGGCCACUUCAGAAGCAGAGGCACAAUGUGCUGCACUUUGCAAAUCAGGAAAGGUUUAUGCUGUGGCCUCUGAAGACAUGGAUUCCUUAACUUUUGGAGCUCCAAAGUUUCUUCGACAUCUAAUGGACCCUAGCUCCAAAAAAAUCCCUGUGAUGGAAUUUGAAAUUUCCAAGGUUUUGGAGGAGUUGAACUUUACCAUGGAUCAAUUUAUAGACUUGUGCAUUCUUUGUGGAUGUGAUUAUUGUGACAGUAUUAGAGGUAUUGGUGGCCAGACAGCCUUAAAGCUCAUUCGCCAACAUGGCUCAAUAGAGAGCGUAAUCGAGAACAUAAACAGAGAAAGAUACCAAAUCCCAGAUGAUUGGCCAUAUCAAGAAGCUAGGAAGCUCUUCAAAGAACCAGAAGUUGUCACAGAUGAAAACCAACUUGAUUUCAAGUGGAAUGCUCCAGAUGAAGAAGGACUUAUAAACUUUUUGGUAAAAGAAAAUGGGUUCAGCAUCGACAGAGUUACAAAGUCAAUAGAAAAGAUCAAGGCAGCAAAGAACAAGUCUUCGCAGGGGAGAUUAGAAUCAUUCUUCAAACCAGUUGCUAACACAUCAGCGCCUCUUAAAAGAAAGGAAACCAAGUGCAUCCUUGGAUCUCCUAAGUCUCAAGUCAAUCUUAAGAUGAUUUUUGGGAAAGCAACUCUGAAAUACAGGCCCAGGGUCAUUGGCCGCUUUGGCCUGCCAACUCCGAAUAUUGGCUCAAAGCAGUCAUUGCUUUUAGCAGGAGUUGGCUUCUUCGGCACGUGAACCUGAAAAACCUUGGAAGCAGCGGAGAAAAUUGAAAAGGAGAAUACAAAUAAGAAGUCGAAGUCUGGUGGUGGAAAGAAGAAGAAAUAAGUCAUUUUUUUCCUUUGAAGUGCCAAAUUGGUUUGUGGAGCCAGUUCUAUGCUGGCAAGGUGAGGAAUUUCCAGAUGCCGCAACAAACUUGGGAUUUCCAGAUGGUGUGACAAACUUGUGUUUCUUGUUGUGCUGAAAAUGUCCGUCAAUGAGAUGUGUAAUAUGACUGCAGGAUGAUGUGUCUCUGGAUUGGUAGACCAUUUUGUCAUCUUGGCUUUACUUCUAGUGUACAGUUGUUCACAAUGUCAGAGAAUUUCGUCCUCUAACUGCUAGUCCUUUUGAAUAUCUAUCGAGAAUUGAGUCUAAAAAUUUUCAUACCAGGAAGGCAGUUGCUGUAGCCAUGUUAAAGACAAAAUGAUUUCCUCGCCAAAAUAUGCAAGUCCUAAGUUACGAAUGGAGAAAUGGCAUGGUCCUUGCACGUGGCUUCUUCGCAAGGUCAAUACGCACAAGUCCAGGAGUCUUCCAAAUUUUUGUUAAUCAGUAAUCUAAUAACACUAAGAAUUUAAUGCAAGUCAGGCAUCGAUUUGUCUGCAAAAGAUUCUCUUCACUCGUACCAGGGGCGUACGUACUUUAGCUCCGUCUGUUGUUAUGCACACGGGCUCGAAGGGUUAAAAGUGGCUAAGGUGGAUAACAUAAGGAGAGCAUCGCCAUGGAUUAGGAGAGUUAGCAAUAAAUUCCAGGUACUUGCUUUUAAUUUCCUUGGAUUACGAUCACUUGAUAAUUGUCAUGAUGUGCGGCUCUAUCACACGGAAGACAAUCUGAAAGCAGUCACUCCUUGAGGUACAAAACCUUAUGAGCUCCUUCAACUCAAUUGUCAAUCGAACCACCAUGGGUACUUUGGUGGGGGGAAGUUUUAGAUGAAGUUGGUAAUUAGCGUACUCAACCUGGGGAAGGAGGUGAGAUGAUUGGUGUUCAUAUGUCGGGUUACACUUCAGCAUUUCAUGAGAAUGAUACGUACGUACUUGCGCUGCAGCCAGUUUGAGAAAGAUACUGAACAGGAGAAAAUAUCCAUGCCAAGGACCCAAUAUCCUUCCUGGUGGAUAUUCUAAGCGGACUCCCUACUAGACGUGUCCCCUGUGUCAAAGGGUCUGCCAAAGAUGGAAGGCCUUAACAGUUAACAUCACAUUUUCUUGAGUUGCAUAUGAAACACACUCUUCCAUCCAUCAUUACCCAGAACAGGUGAAGGGACGUAUGCUUGGUUAACAAAUGGCCGUGAGGAGUAACAAAAAAAUAACCCCAAAAUCCCCAUAUGUACACCCACUCUAUUUAUCAUCCGAUAUUGCACCCACUAUCUACCUUCAGCACCGUAGAUGCAUGGAUCUCCGAACACAAAAACAUUUCAUGAUACUCAAUCCUACCACCGAGGAAAUAGUUGAGAUACACACCCCACUUCGAACUCGAAUUUAUGCAGUCUUUUCCCACCCAUUCCUAUAUCAACCCUUUGUGCCAUAUGUGGUAAUAUUCAAGAAGAAGCCGUGCAAUUCAAAUUUCUCAAUCUGGGAUUAGAUUCUUGCUGAAGAAAGCUUCGAUCAACUCGUGUAAUUUCACACCAACCCCGGCUUAAAACUAUGCUGUGAGGUGUUGUUGGUUCGUGAUGUCUUUCGCUUUGGGCUUUGAUUCAUUGGCUGUGCUGUUUCUGCGGUCGGCUGGCUUGGCUCAUAUGAACUAAAGGGAGAAAAAGUUGUUGCACCAGAUGUGUCUCCAGAUUGAACCGGAUUUUUACAUGCUGAAGAGGCUGGUUUGUCUUCAAAUUGUGGAAGUUCUUCGUAUUCCAUAGUUGAUGCUUUAGAUGAUGAUCCUUCUUCUUCAGUCGGUGGAAGCAGGAUUGAUGUUUCGGUGGUAUCUGAGAAGCAAGCAAUUAUAGUAUAUUUUGCAACUAUGGUGUUUCCCAGUGCAUGAGUGAAUUUUCUCACUUGAAGACAAAAAAUGUGAUUUGCUAGUCUUCUGUUGAUGCUUGGAAUAUCUGGCUUUUCAUUCUGCUAUAAUAUAUCUUUGUAUUAGUAAGUGUUAUUUAUUUUAUUAGUGAAACAACUAUAGAUAUUGUUGUAUGUAAGUAAAGUCUUGCCUUUUGCUCCAUUGCAUGUCUUCUGGAUUGAUUUGUAAAAUAUGUUGAGCAGUCUGGUCUUCAAUUAUUGCAGUGAAUAUGCCAGAUACAUCAGACACCUG
Molecule: messenger RNA, 3585 nt
Organism: Coffea arabica (coffee)
Lineage: Eukaryota; Viridiplantae; Streptophyta; Magnoliopsida; Gentianales; Rubiaceae
Source: RefSeq, a predicted model, not a curated record